This is a messenger RNA of Vidua macroura (Pin-tailed whydah), 3958 nucleotides long. RefSeq names its product pantothenate kinase 2 (gene PANK2). NCBI's taxonomy places the organism in Eukaryota, Metazoa, Chordata, Aves, Passeriformes, Viduidae. The record is from RefSeq and is a predicted model, not a curated record. The transcript is spliced from 7 exons. Gene Ontology annotation, cellular component: cytosol; nucleus. Gene Ontology annotation, molecular function: pantothenate kinase activity; ATP binding. Gene Ontology annotation, biological process: coenzyme A biosynthetic process. The coding region runs from base 163 to 1458 and encodes 431 amino acids.
CGCUCUGCGCCGCGGGGGGCGCGGAUUGGCGGCCGCCUCACGGGGUGUCCCGCCCCGCGGGGCCGUGCGACGCAGGCGCGCCGGGGGCGGUGGCUGCGGCGGUGGCGGCUGAGCGGCGCCGGAGCGGGGCCGGGCGGCCCAUGGGGCCGGGCCGCGCUGCCGAUGGAGCCGCCGCGCAGCUGUGGCGAUGGCGCGGAGGACGAGAAGAAACCGCGGCGGCGGGGCGGCGGUGCGGACGCCGGGCCCUCCCAGCUGCGGCGGCGGAGCAGCGGCGGCGCGGCGGGCGCGGACAGCGCGGCGGGUCCGCAGCCCCGCGAACGCGGCGGGUCCGUGAGCCGGCAGCGGCGGGACUCGGUCCGCAAGAACCGCCCGCUCUUUCCCUGGUUUGGCUUGGACAUCGGAGGGACCUUGGUCAAACUGGUUUAUUUUGAACCCAAGGACAUCACGGCCGAAGAGGAAGAGGAAGAAGUGGAAAACCUCAAAAGCAUCCGCAAAUACCUGACAUCAAACGUAGCCUAUGGCUCCACAGGCAUUCGGGAUGUGCACCUUGAGCUCAAGGACCUUACCCUGUGUGGACGUAAAGGCAAUCUGCACUUUAUACGCUUUCCUACUCAUGACAUGCCUGCUUUUAUCCAAAUGGGAAGCGAAAAGCACUUCUCGAGCCUCCAUACUACCUUAUGUGCCACGGGAGGUGGAGCGUACAAAUUUGAGCAGGACUUUCGCACAAUGGGUGACCUUGAGCUUUGUAAGCUCGAUGAGCUGGAUUGCCUUGUUAAAGGAGUGCUGUACAUCGACUCCGUGGGCUUCAAUGGACACUCGGAGUGUUACUACUUUGAGAACCCCACGGAUGCUGAGAGGUGCCAGAAGCUCCCGUUCAACCUGGAGAAUCCCUAUCCUCUCCUCCUGGUGAACAUUGGCUCAGGGGUCAGCAUUUUGGCUGUCUAUUCCAAAGACAACUAUAAACGGGUAACAGGCACCAGCCUUGGAGGGGGAACCUUCUUUGGUCUCUGCUGCCUUCUGACGGGCUGCUCCACGUUCGAGGAGGCCCUGGAGAUGGCAUCCCACGGGGACAGCACCAAGGUGGACAAACUGGUGAGGGACAUCUACGGAGGAGACUACGAGCGCUUCGGGCUGCCAGGCUGGGCUGUGGCAUCCAGCUUUGGAAACAUGAUGAGCAAGGAGAAGAGGGAAUCUGUCAGCAAGGAGGACCUGGCCAGAGCCACUUUAAUCACCAUCACCAACAACAUCGGCUCCAUAGCGCGGAUGUGUGCCCUUAACGAGAACAUCAACCGUGUGGUGUUCGUGGGCAACUUCCUUCGGAUCAACACCAUCUCCAUGAGGCUCCUGGCCUACGCCCUGGACUACUGGUCAAAGGGACAGUUAAAAGCACUUUUCUUGGAACAUGAGGGUUACUUCGGCGCAGUCGGUGCUCUCCUGGGACUCCUGGACUCAGCCUGACUCCAUGCAGGAUCUGUGCUGGACCUAUGGAUUCAGGGCACUCCCUGGGCCACUGAGCCCGUGGUUUGGGGGUCACUGAGCCCGUGUUUUGUGUCACAGCCCCCACUGAGACUGUUCCACUGUGGGGACAGUGUGGGGAUGGGUGUCUGGAAGAGCUGAAAUCCAUCUGGGAUUACAGCACAGGUUUGUUCCAAAGGAUGUGAUUGGAAUACACUGGCUGGACAUGGGGGUGUAUGGGAAGGUCAGUGGGGCAUUUCAGUCACAUGGAAUUGCCCUUUUUAGAGCAAUUUUUUUUAGUUUUACUCCAUGUUUAAUGAUGGUGACAAAGCAGGGCAGGGGCGCUCUGCUCCUUCCACUGGGUUCCCUUGGAGUGCCAAGUGCCCAGGUCAGUUCUGUGUUCACAAUCAGAGGUUCUCCAUGUGCUGGAAAAUGGUCUGGGAAAGGGGAAGAGCAUCAGCACAGCCCAGUGUGUGUAACUAACUCCAUAUGGCCCGCUGGAUCCACACUGGGACACAGCUGUGCUGUCAGCCAGGCUUUAUUUAUCCCUGUUCCACGUCCUUGUCUCUGUCCUAGGGAUGGAAGGUACAGCACAGCACGGGUCUGUGCCUCAGGGUCAGUCUGAUUUUGGCCUCCAGCUCUCCUGCACAGUCCCAGCACCCUUUGGGAUGAUGUCAGGGGUGUCAGUCAGCCUCCAGCCUUGAGAUCUAAAUUUGAGGAUGGAAUAGGGAUACUUGUCAUUUGUUUAUCUGGGGUUUUCUCUCUGUUACCAAACUCCACCAAAGAGACACUUCCUUCAGUCACACUUGGAUCUCUGUAAUCCAUGUUACAUUUUUAAUGGCUACGCUCCUGUUGUUUUGGGGGAAUUCUCCCCCUUCCAUGCAUGCUGUGCUCUCUCUUUUCCCUGUGCAUGCUGCCACACAGCCUGAGAGCAGGAUACUGCACUGUGGAGCCCCUGUGGAAGUUGCACCCUGGGGAUGGGGGGGUUGGACUGGAUCCUGCACGCUCAAUAAAUGCUCUCGAAAAGCAACGAGGUAUCUGCACCUUCCCUCGGGAUGUGAGCUCAUGGAGACACAGCUUUGGAAGUGCUCUGGCUUCCCAGCAAGGAGCUCCAUGGAGCACAGGGAAAGCUCUUCAGAUCCUUCAGAUCAGGUCAUGGUGUCAGGGUUUAUCCCAGGCUAUCAGAAUGACCAUCACCCUGACCCCAACACACCCUUCCAGUCCUGGUUUCUUCCCAGAGAAAGCAGUUUCCAGCUCUGAUCCCCUUGUGAGCCUGGCUGGAAGUGCUGGGCAGCUCCGAGCCCUUCCCUGCUGUGUGAAUCCUGCCCAGCUCUUCCCCUUGCUGUAUCCUGAGAUGUGAGCACUCCGAGGUGGGUUCCUUGUGUGGCACCUCCCUCUGAAAAGGGAGGAAACUACAGAUUCAGAGGGUGAUUGCUGUUUGUCUCUAAACUCAGCUGACUGUGAGCUGGGAUUGUGGACACAGCCAGGGAUUUGAUCACAGUAAAAUCAGGGAAAAGAACACAGGGCCCCUGGGGAAGGUGAUCUGUGCUGGCUGGGGAGGAAAACGUUUGUUUUUCCUGCAGCCUUACACAAGUUGCAGUUGUGUCCUGCUCUGUGUUCCACAAGGUGGUACUGGAUGGCUGAGGGCUGGAGCAGGAUCAUACAGCUCAGGGAAUGGUUUGGGUUGGAAGGGACCUCAAAGCCCCUCUCAUUCCACCCCUGCCAUGGGCAGGGACACCUCCCAUUAGCCCAGGGUGCUCCAAGCCCUGUCCAGCCUGGCCUUGGACACUUGCAGGAAUCCAGGGGCAGCCACAGCUUCCCUGGGCACCCUGUUUGGGAUCAGCUGAAUUCAAGUUCUCAUUGAUUCUUCACUCCUUGUGAAAUCACACAAAGGUUCCCAAACUCUCCAUUAGAAACAUCUCCAUUUCCAGAGUGCUGACUGAAGGGUUUUGGGACUCAGCUCCUUCUGUCCCACCUGAAAUUUAACACACAUGCACCUGGCUGAGCCAAAACUCAUGAAAAAGGCACAGAAACUUUGGCUUUUUGGAAUAUCUCUGUGCCUGGGACCUGUGUGGCUCCUUGAUGUAACAGGUCAGCGAUAGGCUGGGCUGGGGAGGGUGUGGGAAUCCUUGAGAUCCAGAGGAAAAAGCCUGGCUUUUAUUAAACAGGGCAGCCUUGGGAGCAGAAGCCACCUUGCCAUGGUGGAGAGUGGGAAAUCUCUGCAGGGCAGGGAAUUCCCAGCAGCAAUCCCAGAGCCUGACCCACCGCAGUCCCUGCCCUGAGGCACUGGUGUCCCUUGGCUCAGCAUCCUGCAAGAUUUUCCACCUCACUCCGUAUUGAGUGUGUGUAACUCCUUCUUCUCUGGAUUUUGGAAUAGAUCCAGCACGAUCUGAUCCCAGCACCAAAGUUCCUGGCUUAUUGUCUAUUCCUUUUUUUUUUUUGUAAACUGCUUGAUUUUUUUCUUCUUGUAUAAAAUAUUACAGUUAUUUUUUAUAUGCUUCAA